AAAAAGUUUUUAUUUAGUCAACCUUCGGCCUUCUUCGUCGUGACUGGCGGAUGUCCAGUUAAAUUCUUGAAGUUCUUUGUGGAAUCUUCAACGUUUUAUUUCUUGGUGUAAUUUGUUCACCGUAAUACAUUUUGGUAAAAUGUCGAACCGCCGAGUCGUGGCUUUAGACACAGAAUCCGUGGGGCUUGGCCCCGGAAACUGGGGGGCUGUAGCGCAGGUCUCCAUGGUGGAUCUGGACUCUGGGAAGAACUACAACGCGUACAUUCGGCGGCAGGGCAUCACGGACUACCGGACAGAGUUCAGCGGCCUCACGCCGCAGGUUUUGCAGGCUAAAGGGAGGAACUUCAACGACGUGAAGAAUGAAGUACUGGACUGGAUUAGAGACGCCAUAGUGGUUGGACACGCCAUCCAUCACGACUUGAGAGGGUUGGGGAUCGUCGUGAGGCAAGAGGACAUAAGAGACACUUCGAAAUAUUGGCAGUUCACGCAAGCCAACAACGGUAAAACGCCAAGCCUAGCCUUCUUGGCUCAGCGAUUCCUCAACAAAACAUUGAGAAGAAAUGGCCGCCAUUCGUGCAUGGAAGAUGCGCAAACGACUAUGCAGCUGUAUAGGCUGGUCGCCGACAGCUGGGAAGCCGAGUUAAACAACUGCUACAGUUCCGAAGAAUCAGAAUCGGAGGAAGAAUACUACGAAUCCGAUACUAGCUCCAGCUCUGAUGAUGAUUAUGGUUAUUAUAACAAUUAUCGUUACUAGCUGGAGCAUGCAGUGCACUUUAAAAUAAAAAUUUGUGUUAUUAUUUCUAAUAACUUCUUAUAGCCUGCUCCAAUUCACCCUGGCAAUUAAUAAAGUAUGAUAACGACACCAUCCGGCACGAAGGACCAGAAUUUAGUGUAAAAAUAUUGUAUUGUUGAAAUACAAAGUUAUUGCGAAACACGACGCCAUUAUUUUGUUAAAUACAAAUGAUAUUAUAACUAUUUUGAGAGUUCAUAAUAACAGGAAAUUAGUGUUAGUUCAGUUUUUAGUACAGUCAGCAGCGUCAGACCAUGUCAUUUGUAUUGCAAAGUCGCACCUAGGACAACGUCAUAAGAAGCGAGUGUUUAUCUUGUUCUUGUUGUGUUGUCGGCUGUACAACUAAAAUGCUUCGAAAAAG
Molecule: messenger RNA, 1151 nt
Organism: Ostrinia furnacalis (Asian corn borer)
Lineage: Eukaryota; Metazoa; Arthropoda; Insecta; Lepidoptera; Crambidae
Product: RNA exonuclease 4-like
Exons: 5
Coding region: 140-754 (204 amino acids)
Cellular component (GO): nucleus
Molecular function (GO): exonuclease activity; nucleic acid binding
Source: RefSeq, a predicted model, not a curated record